UAAAAGCUCUGCAAGUCUGCAAUAAAAAUGGCCUCCAAUAAAACUACAUUGAAAUCCAAAGUGUUUAAGUGACAAGAAUUAGUGAAGCCAAAAAGAGUACCAGAAAACAAUCUUGCAUUGAAUCAAAGAAUUUUAGUCCAGCAAAGAACACAGAUGGAGAUGUUCCCCACUUGUAGCCUGCUUGCCUCGUCACCACACAAAAUGGGAAAGAAACAGAAUGGCAAAGGUAAAAAAGUUGAAGAGGCAGAACCUGAAGAAUUUGUUGUGGAGAAAGUCCUGGACAGACGUGUUGUAAACGGAAAGGUGGAAUACUACUUGAAGUGGAAAGGAUUUACAGAUGCUGACAACACGUGGGAACCUGAAGAAAACUUAGAUUGUCCAGAGCUAAUUGAAGCUUUUCUGAACUCUCAGAAAGCUGGUAAAGAAAAAACAGAUGGUGCCAAAAGAAAAUCUUUGUCAGAUAGCGAAUCCGAUGAUAGUAAAUCAAAGAAAAAGCGUGAUUCUGUUGAUAAACCAAGAGGGUUUGCAAGGGGUCUUGAUCCUGAGCGGAUAAUUGGCGCUACGGAUAGCAGUGGAGAGCUUAUGUUCCUUAUGAAAUGGAAGGACUCUGAUGAGGCAGAUCUGGUGCUGGCCAAAGAAGCUAACGUGAAGUGUCCUCAGAUCGUAAUUGCUUUUUAUGAAGAGCGACUAACUUGGCAUUCGUGCCCAGAAGAUGAAGCACAAUAAUUAUUUGCAUUGCUUUUUUAUAUAUAUGAAUAUUAAAACCUGAAAUUUGAUUUAUUAGUAAUGUGAGAGGCAUACAUUCUAACAAGAAUCAAAUUUGGUAUUUUUUUGAAGUAGUAUGUUUUGCAUCAACAGCAAGUAAAUAAAAGCUUUCUGCAACUUGUUUCAUUUAUCACAAGAGCAUUUGAUACUACUACUUCCUCCAUAUUAGGUAAAAGCUUUUAUAAAACAUUCAUAAACUUCCAUAGUUAUGACAGAAUCAUAAUGAAUGUCUAAACAAACUCACAGAUGUUUUGUAGUCUUAUAUACUAUUGAUGUGCAUGUAUCUUCUUUACCCAAACCUAGCCCUUUAAACCUGUAGAGUCACUCUUUUUAUUAGUAUUUGGGAUCACUUGGUCAUAAGUCCAGGUGAAAACUAACUUUGUAGUAAUUUGAAUGUUAUCAGACUGUAUAUUGUUUACUUUAUUGUAAAUACUGGUGAACAGUGGUCAAUAAAAUAGUUUUAUAUUCU
Pterocles gutturalis (yellow-throated sandgrouse) is the source of this 1234-nucleotide messenger RNA. RefSeq names its product chromobox homolog 3 (gene CBX3). Bases 154 to 726 code for a protein of 190 amino acids. Gene Ontology annotation, biological process: negative regulation of transcription by RNA polymerase II; chromatin organization. Gene Ontology annotation, molecular function: chromatin binding. Gene Ontology annotation, cellular component: pericentric heterochromatin; nucleus. The transcript has 6 exons. Lineage: Eukaryota; Metazoa; Chordata; Aves; Pterocliformes; Pteroclidae. The record is from RefSeq and is a predicted model, not a curated record.